Messenger RNA from Vanrija pseudolonga, 1208 nucleotides. RefSeq names its product putative tape measure protein (gene yomI). The transcript has 7 exons. The record is from RefSeq and is a predicted model, not a curated record. The coding region runs from base 1 to 1107 and encodes 368 amino acids. NCBI's taxonomy places the organism in Eukaryota, Fungi, Basidiomycota, Tremellomycetes, Trichosporonales, Trichosporonaceae.
AUGGUCGCCAUCUCCGCCCUCGCCCUCGUGGCCCUCCUCCCGGCCUUCACCAUCGCUGCCCCGCACGGCGGCCGCAAUCUCCCUGUCGCGCGCGACGAAUUCCGCCCCGCUGGCCGGGCCGUCGCCGCCGAGCUCGACACGCGCCGCCGCUACCGCAAGCGCACCUGCAAGGCCAAGACCAAGGCCCAGGUCCCUGCCGCCGCGCCUUCCCCGGCCCAGGCGGCUCCUUCGCCCGAGUCCGCCCCCGCCGACCCUUCGCCCGCGGCCGCGUCUGCAGCCCCGACUCCGGCUGAGGCUGCCCCUUCGCCCAGCGCCGCCGCUGCUGACGCCGGUGCCGACCAGGCCCCGUCCCCCGCUGACCCUUCCCCCGCGGCUGAGACGUCGUCUGAUUCCAACGCAUUCAACAACCUCGCCGCGGCCCCCGCCGCCAAGCCGACCCCCACGCCCUCGAGUGGCGGUUCUUCGGGAGGCUCGAGCAGCGGUGGCCUCCUCAACAUCGGUGACUCCCAGUGUGGCCCCUCCGACGCCUCGCCCGAGAACCCCAACGGCUCCGAGGGCUGGCUCAACUGUGGCAUCGACGCCGGUGGCUGGAACCCUCCUCACGUCACCCUCGCCGACCUCAAGUACAAGACGCUGACCGCCGACGGUCCUUUCGCACCCUGCGCUCCUUACAUUAGCAAGUUUGAGCAGUACGGCAACCAGUACGGCAUUCCUCCAAUUCUCCUCGCCAGUAUUGCUCUGCAGGAGUCGACUUGCAACCCGACUGUCACUGGUGGCAACGGCGAGUCCGGCCUCAUGCAGCUGAUUGCCGCGCACUGUGGCGAUGCUCCGGGCGGAGACUGCUACAACGUCGACUUCAACAUUGGCAAGGGUGCCGAGUACUUCUCCCAGGUCCUGGCGCAGAACAACGGCAACGCUCUUGCUGCCCUCGGCAACUACAAUGGAUGGCGCGUUGGCAUGACCGUUGCCGACGCCACCCGUGCCAAGUCCCAGGGCAACUGCUUCGCCCAGAACAACCUCGACUACCUCUACCAGACGGUCAACGGCUGGAUGCAGGGCAAGGAGGGCUACAGCAUUGGCCAAUACUUCAACCUCAAGAACUGCUAGGGGGGCUUGCCACCUGGACAAGUUGUUGCGCCGGCCGCAGCAUCUUGCUCUUUCCCUGUGCCUCCUUAUUGCAGAUUAUCUUUAGUAGUAAAACUCAUGCG